AUGAAACGAGGUCGAGAAGAAGAUAGCGAUGGGGAUCAAUCCUUUAUGUCGUCGCCAUUGUCAAUUUGUCGGGUGUUCACAUUGGAGAACUUUUCACAAUCAAUACUGACAAAGAGACUUCAGAUUCAUCAGAUACAUACGGAUGUACAUCAUAAAACGGUAGAGAUGAUGAUGAAUGCGCAAUUGCGACUACAACGAGAGGAAGAAGAACAAAAACAUAGAGAUGGGACAAACGGUCAACUUACUAAUUCAAAUUUAAGUUCAGAUCCAGAUUCAAAUUCAAGUUCAAGUUCGGAUCCAAAUUCAAAUUCAAGUUCAAGUACAUAUUAUCAGAAACCAUAUUGGUAA
Molecule: messenger RNA, 348 nt
Organism: Lodderomyces oxycetoniae
Lineage: Eukaryota; Fungi; Ascomycota; Pichiomycetes; Serinales; Debaryomycetaceae
Exons: 1
Coding region: 1-348 (115 amino acids)
Source: RefSeq, a predicted model, not a curated record